AUGGAAGCUAUCAAAGCGACGUUUGCGAAAUGCAAGCAAGAGAAACGCGCUGCUCUAGUCACCUAUGUCACAGCUGGAUAUCCGACUGUUGAGGAGACGGUUGAUAUUCUAUUGGGAUUGGAGAAUGGAGGAGCUGAUAUAAUUGAGCUCGGUCUCCCAUUCACAGAUCCAAUUGCCGACGGUCCAACAAUUCAAAAAGCCAACACCCAAGCCCUGCUCAAUGGCGUCACAAUCCCCAUGGUUCUGGAUAUCGUCCGUACCGCACGAAAGCGGGGUCUCGAGGCCCCCGUUUUGUUUAUGGGAUACUUCAACCCGUUGUUGCAAUAUGGUGAAGAGAAAAUGCUAAAAGACACAAAGGAGGCAGGUGCCAAUGGUUUCAUUAUGGUGGAUUUGCCCCCUGAGGAGGCUGUGCGAUUCCGGAAUUUGUGUACUUCGACUGGAUUGUCAUAUGUCCCCCUCAUUUCGCCCGCUACAUCCGACUCUCGUAUGAAGCUUCUUUGCAAGAUUGCCGAUUCAUUUAUCUAUGUUGUUUCGCGAAUGGGUGUCACUGGCGCCACGGGUACACUCAGCACUGGGCUUCCGGAUCUUUUGAAACGAGUCCAUCAAUACUCCGGAAACAUCCCCGCCGCAUUGGGUUUCGGUGUCAGCACUCGCGAGCACUUCUUGGCUGUUCAGGAUAAUGCGGAAGGUGUCGUUAUUGGAAGUCAAAUCAUCACAGUCCUCGGUCAGGCUGCCCAAGGUCAAAGGGCGCAAAAAGUGGAGGAGUAUAUUACCAGUGUCACUGGUCGCAAGUUGGAGCGCGAUGCUCAGGGUAAGAUUGUCAACGCCAAGGCAGUCCUUGAAGUCGUCGAGAAGCAGCCUAGACAGCAGGAAGAGGAUUUCUCUCAGCCUACCGCCGUCAUUACCGAGGGUGAACCUGGCGCUGGAGCACAGCCUAGUCUUGUUGACCAGCUUGAGAGUCUGAACGGAGGUGAUCCAGCUGCUUUGCCUGACCGUUUUGGAGAAUUCGGUGGACAGUAUGUUCCAGAAUCUCUUAUGGACUGCUUAGCAGAACUGUUGAAAGGAUUCAACGAGGCUAGGAAUGAUCCCAAGUUCUGGGAGGAAUUCCGUUCUUAUUACCCCUAUAUGGGUCGUCCCAGCAAAUUGCAUCUCGCCGAGCGCUUGACGGAGCACGUCGGUGGUGCGAACAUCUACCUUAAGAGAGAAGACUUGAACCAUACUGGAAGUCACAAAAUCAACAAUGCCCUUGGUCAGGUUCUCAUUGCCCGAAGACUAGGAAAGAAGCGCAUCAUCGCUGAGACUGGUGCCGGUCAGCACGGUGUCGCAACUGCAACUGUCUGCGCCAAGUUCGGUAUGGAAUGUGUUAUCUACAUGGGUGCCGAGGAUGUGCGUCGUCAGGCAUUGAACGUCUUCCGUAUCAGACUUUUGGGCGCAUCAGUUGUCGCUGUUGAUGCCGGUACCAGGACUCUUCGUGACGCCGUCAACGAAGCAAUGCGUGCUUGGGUCGUUGAUCUCGACACUACUCACUACAUUAUCGGAUCUGCCAUCGGCCCUCAUCCUUUCCCCACUAUUGUUCGUACCUUCCAAUCUGUCAUUGGUGACGAGACCAAGGAACAGAUGAUGGAGCUCACUGGAAGAUUACCCGACGCGGUUGUCGCUUGUGUUGGUGGAGGAAGUAACGCAGUUGGCAUGUUCUACCCCUUCUCCAAUGACCCCAGCGUCAAGCUGCUUGGUGUCGAGGCCGGUGGUGACGGAGUCGACACAGGUCGUCACGCCGCUACCUUGAGCGGCGGAUCUAUGGGUGUCCUGCACGGCGUGCGCACAUACGUCCUCCAAGACAAACACGGCCAAAUCCAAGACACCCACUCCGUCUCCGCAGGUCUAGAUUACCCUGCUGUGGGCCCUGAACUCAGUAACUGGAAGGAAAGCUCCCGCGCGCAAUUCGUUGCUGCCACCGAUGCCGAGGCCUUCCAGGGAUUCAGGAUGCUUACCCAGCUCGAGGGUAUUAUCCCUGCAUUGGAGUCGUCGCAUGCCGUCUUUGGAGCCAUGGAACUUGCAAAGACAAUGAAGAAGGGUGAGAACAUCGUGUUGAAUCUGAGUGGUAGAGGCGACAAGGAUGUGCAAAGUGUUGCUGAGGAACUUCCUCGUCUUGGUCCUCAGAUUGGAUGGGAUUUGAGGUUUUGA
Messenger RNA from Talaromyces marneffei, 2184 nucleotides. RefSeq lists its product as uncharacterized. Gene Ontology annotation, biological process: L-tryptophan biosynthetic process. The coding region runs from base 1 to 2184 and encodes 727 amino acids. Gene Ontology annotation, molecular function: tryptophan synthase activity. The record is from RefSeq and is a predicted model, not a curated record. NCBI's taxonomy places the organism in Eukaryota, Fungi, Ascomycota, Eurotiomycetes, Eurotiales, Trichocomaceae. Gene Ontology annotation, cellular component: cytoplasm. The transcript is spliced from 2 exons.